Colletotrichum higginsianum IMI 349063 is the source of this 363-nucleotide messenger RNA. Its product is annotated as 40S ribosomal protein S26E. The transcript is spliced from 4 exons. NCBI's taxonomy places the organism in Eukaryota, Fungi, Ascomycota, Sordariomycetes, Glomerellales, Glomerellaceae. Gene Ontology annotation, biological process: translation. Gene Ontology annotation, molecular function: structural constituent of ribosome; mRNA binding. The record is from RefSeq and is a predicted model, not a curated record. Bases 1 to 363 code for a protein of 120 amino acids. Gene Ontology annotation, cellular component: ribosome; cytosolic small ribosomal subunit.
AUGGUCAAGAAGAGAAAGAACAACGGACGCAACAAGAAGGGCCGCGGCCACGUCAAGCCCAUCCGCUGCAGCAACUGCUCGCGAUGCACGCCCAAGGACAAGGCGAUCAAGCGCUUCACCAUCCGCAACAUGGUCGAGUCUGCUGCCAUCCGUGAUAUCUCGGACGCCUCCGUCUUCGCGGAGUACACCGUGCCCAAGAUGUACCUGAAGCUGCAGUACUGUGUCUCUUGCGCCAUUCACGGCAAGAUUGUCCGUGUUCGUUCCGUCGAGGGCCGCCGCAACCGCGCUCCCCCUCCCCGUGUCCGCUACAACAAGGACGGCAAGAAGAUCGUUCCCAACACCCCCAAGACCACCACCGCUUAA